AUGGCGAUGACUCCACAACCAUAUCAUCAAGGCACCGAAUCUAUUACAUUAACCCCAGUGUCAACUCAAGACUUAGAAUCUUUGAGAUUGAUCCCAAGGCAUCAAAUCCUGGAAUAUCCAGAGGUGAGCCAAAGGCAAAGCCAUCAAGUUAUAGAAACUAUAGAAUUGACCUCUGACAUAUGGCUACAAAGGAAGAAAUCUUUAGAGUUGACACAGUCACAUCACCAAAUAAUGGAAUCUUUAGGGACAAUACCAAAGUCACUGGGUCAAGAUAUAAAAUCUAUGGGAAUGAGUCAAAAACCAGCACAUGAAGUUACAGAAUCCACAGUAAUGACUAUUACACCACAGCUUCAAGGUGUGAAAAAUAUGGGGGCAAAGUCAGUGCCAAAACUUCAAGUUGUAGAUUCUAUGAAGCUAUCCUCAGAGUUGCCAAAUGUAAAAUCUGAGAAGCAGACCAUGGGACCAGGGUUACAAAAUAUAAAAUUUGUAGAUAUAACCACAGGUUCAAUCCCACAAAUAGUAAAAUAUGAACAGCUGAUUCCAACUGUGAACUCUAUAGAAUUGGCCAUAGAAGUUCAACAGCAGAGUGUAAAAGCUGCUAAGUUGAACCCUAUACCACAGUUGCAAAGUGGGAAAUCUGUACAGUCAUACCCAGGAUCUCAGCUUCAAGGAGAGAAAUCUAUCCAACUGACCCUCAGACCACAAGAGCAAAGUGAAAAAUCUGAUGAGUUAGCCCCAGUACCACAGUGGCAAAGUAGGAAAUCUACAGAUUUGACCUCCAGUUCACAGUUGCAAGGUAUGGAAUAUGUUCAUUUGAUCCUACCACCAGGGUUGCCAGGUAUAAAAACUGUGGAGUUGACCCCAGGACUACAACAGGAGGAUAUGAAAUCUGUGAAGUUGACCCCAAAGCCAUGCUUACAAAACCUAAGAUCUGAUGAGACACACCGAGUGCUAUUGCUUCAAGAUGUGGAACCUCAAGUGGUCAAAUGUAGGAGGUUGAUUCCUGAGACACAGGUAGAAGGUAUGAUAUAUGAAGGGCAGACACCAGGGAUACACAUUCCAGGAGUAAAAUCUGUAAAGUUGAUCUCCAAAUCAAAUCACCAAGCCACAGAACCUGAAGUAUUGACCCCAUGGCAAGCUUCAGAAUCUUUAGGGAUGAUUUCAGAGCCAGGAUAUCAAGAACCAGAAACAAAGUUGACCUCUGACAUUUGUCACCACAACAAAGAAUCUGUGGGGUUGAUACAAUCAUCUUUAGGAAAUACCCCAAGCUCUGACAAUGACAUUUCUCAUAAAUUUAUCUCAGAGCCACAGAUAGCAGAUUCAAAAUCUAUGGACUUAACUCCUGGGCAUCAGUUGCCAAGUCUAAGCUUCUCUGAGUUGACCAGAGGACCACAGUUACAAAGUAUGGAAUCUUCUGAAUUUAUCCAAGUAGCACAGUGGCAAGAUGUAACAACUGUGGAGUGGACCCCAAACUCAGAGUUUCAAGGUUUAAAAUCUGAGGCACUAAUCCAAGAGCCACAGCUGGAAGAUAUGAAAUAUAUGCAAUUAACACCAAAGUCACAAUCGGGAGAUGUCAAAUCUAUGGUGCUAACCCCGGGGUCACAGGUGGGAGGUGUGCAACAAGUGGAGCUGACUCCAGGUUCAGAACUUCAAGGUUUAAAGUCUGAGUUGUUGAUUUCAGAGUCAGAGCUGGAAGAUGUGAAAUCUGUGGCCUUAACUCCAGGAGAAUGCCUGAGAUGCCCAAGUCCACAGCUGGAAGGUGAGAAAUCUGUGGAAACAACCUUAAGCCCACAGAUAGAUAUCAAAUCUGUAAAAACCACCCAAGAUUUCAAGCUUCAAGGUAUAAAAUCUGUUCAGUUGCAAGGUGAGAGUUCUGUGCCUUUUGUACCAGGGCCAUUGCUCCAAGGGCUUAAAUGGCAGAGUAUAAAACCUGAGGAAUUGACGUCAGAGCCACAAAUGCAAUACAUGAAAUUUUUGCAAAUUACCCCAUCUUUAAAACUUCAGAAUUUAAAAUCAUUAGAGGAGACUCCAGAUCCACUGCAAAGUAUAAAAUCUGUGAAGUUGACCCGAAGUCUAAAGAGGCAGGUAGAUAUAACCAGAAUACGAAAGUUUCAAAGAGUAAAAUCUGUGGAUUCAGCACCAAGGCAACAAUUUCAAGGGGUAUCAAAUGUGAAUAGCUAA
Molecule: messenger RNA, 2181 nt
Organism: Myotis davidii
Lineage: Eukaryota; Metazoa; Chordata; Mammalia; Chiroptera; Vespertilionidae
Exons: 2
Coding region: 1-2181 (726 amino acids)
Source: RefSeq, a predicted model, not a curated record